Danio rerio (zebrafish) is the source of this 922-nucleotide messenger RNA. The record is from RefSeq and is a predicted model, not a curated record. Lineage: Eukaryota; Metazoa; Chordata; Actinopteri; Cypriniformes; Danionidae.
AUCGAAUUAUCACUCGUUUUGUUCUCCAGGUGUGUCUGAUGCCGUUAGAGUGAAGUCAGUGAUGGUUGGAGAAUCAGUCACUCUAGAAAUACAGAGAAGCGGGGACAUCGAGUGGAAGUUUAGAUCCCACAACAUUCUUAUAGCUUACAUCAGCAGAGAUGAAAUCAAAUUGCAAGAAAAAGUUCUUGAUGGGAGUUUCAGAGGCAGACUGACGCUGGAUCAGACUGGAUCUCUGACCAUCAACAACACCAGAACAACAGACUCUGGAGAAUAUAAAGCAAUCAUGACCAGCACAGGAAUACUACUCCACACAUUCAAGCUGACUGUCCAUGCUCCUCUUCCGAUUCCUGUCAUUUCCACCUACUUAUCUCCAUGCCCAAAUACAUCAUCGGAGUCCAGAUGUGUGCUGCUGUGUUCAGUGGUGAAUGUGAGGUCUGCGACUCUCUCCUGGUACAAAGGAAACAGUGUAUUGUCCAGCACCAGCGCAUCUGAUCUCAGCAUCAGUCUCUCUCUACCUCUGGAGGUGGAACUACAGGAUAAAAGCACCUACAGCUGUGUGGUCAGCAACCCCAUCAGCAACCAGACCACGCAUCUGGACAUCGACACACUCUGUAACACAUGCUCAGAUGGCCUCUUUCCUAAAGCUGUGAUCCUAUUGGUUCUCUCUGCUGUGGUGGGCGUGGCUGCGGCCGUGGUGCCUGUACUGGUUUAUAAGUUAAUAUCCAGAUGUCUUCAAAAGAAGAAAAGUGUGCAGGAAGAAGCAAAAAUCACCUAUUCAUCUAUAGAUUACGGACUGUAAAAAUGUAUCUGUAAAUUAGCAGUUCUCUGUAUUUUGUAAUUCCUGGUUUUACUUUUUAAUUUCCUGUUUAAUUAUGCUUUAAAUUUUAAAAGUUUAUUUAUCAUUUUAUUUAUGUUUAUGCAU